AUGCUGACAGAGACGCAGACCCCAGAGCCCACAAUGCCCCCAGAGCCCACACUGCCCCCAGAGCCCACACUGCCCACAGCGCCCACACUGCCCCCAGAGCCCACACUGCCCCCAGAGCCCACACUGCCCACAGCGCCCACACUGCAUGCUGUGCCUGGACUUGCACAGACGGCUGUCGAGGGGGAUCUGCCAGAGCUCAGUGACGGCCUGGAUCUGCCUUGGCUCGGCUCCUCGCUGAAGCCUUCUCCUGGCAGCCGCGACAGUGACAGCGAGAGCAUCAGCGGAGACUGGAAACCAUCCAUCCAGAGCAGCUCGCAUGAACGGCUGAGUGAUAGUUCUGCUCAUUCCAGCUUGGGCACUGGUUACUUUUGCGACAGUGAAAGUGAUCCAGAUGAGAAGGUUUCCGAUGCCAACUCCGAGAAGCUUUUCCUCACCAGCAGCAGUAAAGGUAAGAAACCCGGCGUCUCCCCAGUCUCAGCAUCUCUCCCAAAGCCUUUCGAGUUCCCCCAGUUAGUUUGCAACUGA
Molecule: messenger RNA, 525 nt
Organism: Callorhinchus milii (elephant shark)
Lineage: Eukaryota; Metazoa; Chordata; Chondrichthyes; Chimaeriformes; Callorhinchidae
Gene: auts2a
Product: activator of transcription and developmental regulator AUTS2 a
Exons: 6
Coding region: 1-525 (174 amino acids)
Source: RefSeq, a predicted model, not a curated record